Molecule: messenger RNA, 4157 nt
Organism: Trichobilharzia regenti
Lineage: Eukaryota; Metazoa; Platyhelminthes; Trematoda; Strigeidida; Schistosomatidae
Source: the annotation of a GenBank genome assembly
AUGAAUUGUUUUCUGGGCUUGUUUUCAGUUUUCUUCAUUGUGCAUCACACCAAAACACAAGAAUGUGACUACUUUCCAUAUAUACCACUUGGAAUGACAGAUCGAUAUAAUGGGAUUAUUGAUGAUCAAAUCACAGCAUCAUCUUCAUUCUCAGAUCAGACAACACCAAAUUAUGGAAGACUGCAUAUAUCGGAUGCCUAUUUAUUCGAUCAAGAAUUACAAGGUGCAGGUGCAUGGGUUGCAUUAGAUCAAGAUGAUAAACAAUGGAUACAAAUUGAUUUAUUAAAACGUAAAGUUAUACAGAGUGUAGCUACUCAAGGCAGACAAGGUGCAAGACAAUGGGUACAAGAUUAUUACAUUUAUUAUACGGAUUCAGAUGAACCAGUUCAUUGGUCUGUGAUAAAAGAUGAUAUGGGUCAACCAUUGCUGUUUGAUGGAAAUGUUGACGACAAUACUGUAAAAUUCAAUAAUUUCUCCUAUCCAAUUGUUGCGCGUUUUAUACGCUUAAAUCCACAAAGAUGGCGUGAUUUAAUUUCCCUGAGAAUGGAGUUAUUCGGUUGUGAUUAUCGUCCAUUUGUUGCUUAUUUAGAUGGUACAAGUUGGAUUGACCUACGCUUAGAUCUUCCAGGACGUGCAACUCAAACUGUUAUGGAUGAAAUAAGCUUUAGAUUUCGUACAAGAGAAGUGAAUGGUUUGAUAUUGUACGGGGAUUCAAGUCAGGGGGACUACUUUUGUGUAGAGCUGUAUAGGUUGAGGAGAUUACGAGUUCGUGUUAAUCUUGGCACAGUUCCAUUAUCCAGUGAACCCACUGAUAAUACGGUGGAUGCAGGCAGUCUGCUAGAUGAUGAUCAGUGGCAUGAUGUUAAAAUCAUUCGAGAACAAAAGAAUUUAAACAUAUCUGUUGAUAGAAUUAAGGUGUGGAGGAACAUCUCAGCUAUAUUCCUACAUAUGAACAUGAAUCGAAAUCUAUCAGUUGGAGGUUUGCCAGACUUUUCAAAUCGACGGGGUGUAAGCGUCAGUCAAAAUUUUAUCGGCUGCAUAGAAGAGUUUAUUUUCAAUGGUGUACACAUCAUAAGAGAUGCUCAACGAUCAUUGAUGAAAAUUACUCAAUCACAAACUGUCAAUGGUAAUCUAGAAAUCCCGUGGGAAGAAGCUCUUGGCUAUCCAAAACGCAAUUCUUUUCUAUGGUGGGGUCCACCGGUUACUGAAGAAAAACUGAAUAUCAGUGGUUUGGCUAUCGGUGGCUCAGGCGUAAUAGGAACAGAAUGUCCAGUAUAUUGUUUUUUAAAAAUUGAACGAGAUGGCGGGACAAAUGUUUUACAAUUUGAAUUUGGUUUUCGAAGUCUUAAUAGAGGUGGAAUAUUAUUUUAUCAUACUGUUGAUAAGGAUAAUAAUUACAUAUCUUUUGGCAUGGAAGAUCAUACUGGACAUUUAACCUUGGAAAUUAUACUGCCUGGUGUAUAUAUUAUUAAAUAUACCAUACAGAAUAAAGAUUCUGCAGCCAUGAAGCUUACCGUGGAUAACAUUGUCUACACUACUGUACAAAAUAUGACAUUACCGUUGUAUUUCGAUAAAGUCUCAUAUAUUGGUGGUGGUCGACCUCAGCGUUAUUCAUUUCAAGGUUGUCUACGACAGAUACGUAUUAAUGGAAUUGAUGUGGAAUGGGAUAAAUUAGAUCCAUCAGCUCGUCAUCGAAGUAUUAUUAACGGGAGUUGUAUGAUACAAGAUCGAUGUAAUCCAAAUCCAUGUAAACAUGAGGCUCCAUGUUCACAGACUGGUGCCACUUUUUACUGUGAUUGUACAAACACUGGCUAUGCAGGAGCUGUAUGCCAUCAAAGUGAAUAUUUCACAUCAUGUUCAGAAGCUGGACUAUUUUAUUCACUUCAACAGUCGACAAUCAACAUAACUAUUGAUAUGGAUGGAUCUGGUGUAUUAAAGCCUAUUGAGGUGACAUGUGAUUUCACAGAUCAGAAUACAGUUAUGACAAUGUUAAAUCAUGAUGCUCCUGGUGAUAUUAUAGUUGAUGGUUAUCAAGCUCCUGGUUCAUACAGACGUAAAUUAAAUUAUGGACGCGCUGACAGAGAUACACUGGGGGAGCUGGUACGACGAGCAGUUGAAUGUGAUCAAUCGCUUACUUAUCAGUGUUGGAAUGCAAAACUUCUUCAAUUGCCUGCCGGAGGUGGAACAACUUAUGAAAAUCGUGCUUGGGGCUGGUGGGUUAGUCAAGAAGGCAGACCACAGUUUUAUUGGGGCGGAGGAGUACCAGGUUUACAAAAAUGUGCAUGUGGUGUCGAGGGAACAUGUACAGGAGAUUCGUUAACUUGUAAUUGUGACAGUGAUGGAUCAGCAGCUCCACCGUUAGUCGACACAGGAUUAUUACAAUUUAAAGAUCAUUUACCAGUUAUGGAAGUUCGAUUCGGUGAUACUGGUGGCAUCAAUGAUAAUAAGCGUGCAGCCUAUCGAGUUGGACCAUUGCGUUGUUAUGGUGAUAAGUUGUUUGAUAAUACUGUAACCUUUCGAAAGGUGGAUGCAAAUCUUGAAUUGCCACCAUUAUAUUCAGAAUUUGCAUUUGAUAUGUCAUUUAUAUUUAGAACAACUAUCACAGAUGCUGUUAUUAUGCAAAACAAUGGACGCGUAUCAAAACAAUUCUUUGAAGUUCGUAUUCGAAACGGAAAUGCAUUACGUGUCGCCUUCAAUGUUGGUAAUGGAAUUCAGUUGACAGAAGUUAUAACAGCACAUUGGCUUAAUGAUAAUCGAUGGCAUGUAGUACGCUUUGAACGUAAUCGUAAAGAAACACGUUUAAUUGUAGAUACACAAGAACCAUCUGUUAUUGUUGAAUCAUCACAACGUUCAUUUCAAGGAUUUGAUUUUGAUCAACCGCUUUAUGUUGGUACAACUCAAGCUUUUACAGAUGGUUAUGUUGGCUGUUUAUCAAAUCUAUUAAUCAAUGGUGUUGUACAAGAUAUGCGUGGCUUAGUUGAACGUGGUGUUUUCACUUACGGUUUAAGCGCUGGUUGUAAACCGAAAUGUGAUACAAAUCCAUGUUUAAAUAGAGGUGAAUGUGUUGAAUACUAUUCACAUUACCUGUGUGAAUGUGGACUUACACCAUAUCGUGGUUUUAUAUGUGGACGACAAAUCGGCGGAACAUUCAACAGUGGUCCAAUGGUGAAAAUUUUACUCGGCAGACCAAAAGAUCGUUUAGGUACUGUUGAAGAAUAUAUUCAGGUUGGUUUUAAAACAAAAUCAAAACGCGGUAUACUCAUGGAAAUGCGAGGAGAAGGAGAAAGUAAUUAUAUUAUUAUCAAAGUAAACAAUAAUGGUGGAAUAACAAUUGAAUUCGAUGUUGGAUUCAAACGAUACGAAGUGACAACUAACUAUGAAAUAGACUUAACUAACGAUCAACAUCACGUGGUCUAUGCAUGGAGAACGGAUUUAGGCACUAAAUGGCAUUUAAAGGUUGACGAUUAUAAUGAAGUAGUAGAAGAUUUCAGCAGUCUUUUAUCGCCAACAGCUGAUGUGAGAUUGGAUGAUCCAUAUGUUAUAUAUAUGGGUAGAAAUGAUACAAUGCAACCGGCUGAUGGUUUCGAUGGAUGCAUUUAUGCUGCACAAUGGAAUAACAUUUUCCCUUUGCAUUUAGCCUAUGAAGAACCAAGAAGUGCACUGGUUGAAAUGGUUCCAGCAGAUUCAGUUCGAGAAGAUUUAUGUGGUUUUAUUGAGAUAUUACCAAAACAGGAACCUGUAGAGAUACGUCCUUCUCCAGCUAUUCCGCCUAAUAUUACUAUGCCAGAAGUUACAGAUGACAAAGAAAGAGAAACUCGGAUUAUUGCUGGAGCUUAGAAAUCUAUCCGAGAUGUCCGGUAUCAACAGUAUGUGUCUGGUAAUUGCACUCUGGGAAUAUUUACUUCCUUUCAGGCACAAUAUAUCCUAUUUGAACAUUCUAUAUGAUGUUAGAGACACAGAAUAUUUUUCCCACGGUUAUAUAUUGCAUUAACAACAGAAUGCUAUAUGCCAUUUGAGCGUUCUAUUUCAUGCUGUUUAGUGUAAACCGAAAUCAUACACUCAGUGAUUGGUUAAAUAUAAUAUCAGAAGCACGAAUUGUACCACAGUGCAUAACAGUGUUGUGUUUAUCUGUCCUAACUACUAACCCACUACCAGCU